Molecule: messenger RNA, 1003 nt
Organism: Gopherus flavomarginatus (Mexican gopher tortoise)
Lineage: Eukaryota; Metazoa; Chordata; Testudines; Testudinidae
Gene: HYPK
Product: huntingtin interacting protein K
Exons: 3
Coding region: 26-382 (118 amino acids)
Biological process (GO): negative regulation of apoptotic process; protein stabilization
Source: RefSeq, a predicted model, not a curated record
GCGGAAGUCCAGGGCCGGCGGCGCGAUGGCGGCGGAAGGGGAUGUGGAGCUGGAGCUGGAGACGGAGCCGAACGGGGCCGGCGGCGGCGCGGACGGGGCCGGGGGGCGGCCGGCUGAGAAGCCCCGGAAACACGACAGCGGCGCCGCGGACCUGGAGCGGGUCACGGACUAUGCGGAGGAGAAAGAGAUUCAGAGCUCGAACCUGGAGACGGCCAUGUCAGUGAUUGGAGACCGGCGAUCCAGAGAGCAGAAAGCAAAACAAGAGAGGAGCUGGACCUCCUGGUGGCCACUUCAGGCACAGUGCAGUCCACAUUGCCAGGACAGGCAGGAAGCCUCUGUGCGCACCCUGGCUGCGCUGCUGACCAGGAGCUGUCGGAGGUAAGUCCAUGCCCCAGCCCUAAGCCCCACCACAAACCUGGAGCCCUGAACCCCCCCAGCCCAUAGCCCUGACCCCAUCCUGCACCCCAAGCCCCAGCCCUGAUCCCCGCACAAACCCAGAGUCCCUCCUGCACCCCAAAUCCCUCAUCCCUGGUCCCAGCCCAGAGCCCUACACCCCUGCCCCAGCCCAGAGCCCCCUCCCACACCCCGAACCCCUCAUUCCUGGCCCCACCCUGCAGCCCUCACCUCUGCACUCCAACCCUCUGGCCCAGCCCUGAGCCCCUCCCAUACCCCAAACCCUUCAUCCCAAGCGCCGUUGGGUCAUGGGCAUCAACAAUUUUCUUCAACUGGGUCCCCAGGAAAAAAGUUUGAAAACCACUGGCCAUGGGGACCAAGGUAGUUUUGCUGGCUAAACUUCUUGCCUGUCCAAGUCCAGUCUCAGGACUGGUGGCUUUAUGCUUUGGCAAGGAGUUGCCGCAAGCUUUCUGAUUGUUCUUUACAGUUGUGACUGAGUUGGUCUGGAAAAGGGGGUCUGGAGCCUGUUGUUGGUGCUUUAUGUUCUGAUUCCUUUUGUUACAGGGAAAAAGAACUUGCAAAAGUUACAAUAAAGAAAGAAGAUUUGGAA